Molecule: messenger RNA, 1140 nt
Organism: Portunus trituberculatus (swimming crab)
Lineage: Eukaryota; Metazoa; Arthropoda; Malacostraca; Decapoda; Portunidae
Exons: 4
Coding region: 145-438 (97 amino acids)
Source: RefSeq, a predicted model, not a curated record
CGCAGUUGGUCUUCCCGGGAAAGGCUGCUCUAGAUAUAUAAAAGAAGCGGGAGCGACUCUGCUGCCACUGUCUCUGCUUACAACAGACAAGUAACAGCAUCAGCACAGCUCCACAACUCCUACCCUCUCUCUCCUUUACACAUCAUGAACCGAGUCGUGUGCCUGAUGGUGGUGAUGGCGGUGGCUAUGUCCGUUGCCAGCGCCUCCUCCUGCAGCACCUUUUGCAAGGACCCGUACCUUAACAUCCAGGGAGAGUACGUGUGUUGUGACAAAAAUCCCGGCACAUGCCCCGAACGAGAUGAGUGUCCCCCGCUCGCGCAAGAGGAUGUUCGCCAAGGAAUCAGGUUUUGCCACUACGAUCCAGAGUGUCACCCAAAUGAGAAAUGCUGCUUUGAUAUCUGCAUCAAACAGAAAGUGUGCAAACUUGCCGAUCCCUAAUAAGGAAUGUAAUAACUAUAUCAAUGCCACCACCACCACCACCACCACCACCACCACCAUCACUACAAGACCCCUAUCGCAAACGUUCUGGCGUCUCACUUCCACCUUCAGCAAGAUUUAAAAGAGUGGAAUUUUCAAGUCUUUUCAUGAUUCCAACGAUGGCUUAAGAAACACUCUACAUCAUACAUAAGAAAAAUAUCCAUGAGAACUCCAUUAAUAAGCUAUGUGGCCUUUCAUAUCAAUCCGAAUGAGAAUAAAUUAAAGCCAGCAUGAAAUUUUAGAGGGUGUUGUCAUGAUUCCGGCGACAGAUCAGCAAGAAUUUACCAUCAACAGAGAAAAACAGCCAUCAGUCCCUGUGGUUCUUGGAAACAGUCCUGCUGAGAAAACAACGCCUUUCUAAUUAAAGUCUUCGAAUCUUUAAGUGACUGGCUGAAGUGUCGACAUGAAGCCAUCUCUUGUUGUUGCUUGCUAUUGUUUCACUGUGCUUAAAAUCUGUUCUCAUUUAAGGCAGUGGUUCUCCAAUCUGUGCUGGGCGUACUGUACCACUGGGCUUUCCAAGUGGGACGCACGCCACCACUUUAGAGAACGUAUACGAGAUUAUUGUUGAUUGCAGUGACUGAUUUUUUGAGAAUUGUUUAUUUUCUGUCUGUCUUUUUUAUGUUUCUCAGCUGAUCUUUUACUUCAUAAAAUUGUUGAUCUUUC